Messenger RNA from Coffea eugenioides, 1106 nucleotides. RefSeq names its product cytosolic sulfotransferase 12-like. The transcript has a single exon. The record is from RefSeq and is a predicted model, not a curated record. The coding region runs from base 1 to 1059 and encodes 352 amino acids. Gene Ontology annotation, molecular function: sulfotransferase activity. Lineage: Eukaryota; Viridiplantae; Streptophyta; Magnoliopsida; Gentianales; Rubiaceae. Gene Ontology annotation, cellular component: cytoplasm. Gene Ontology annotation, biological process: sulfation.
AUGUACAAAAUUCACCGGUAUCUCUUGCAUUUGGUAACAAAUGAGCUCAACGACCAAAUUACAUCAUCGACCUUGUCUCCAGGCCAUGCAAAAGACGAACUGCCAAAGGUGGAAAAAUGGUGGGGGUUUGUUGAUCUUUAUGAGUACGAUGGCUUUUGGUACAGAAAUGAUUGGUUGGAAGGAGCCAUAGCUGCUAAAUCAAAUUUGCAGGCUCAAGACAAUGAUGUUUUGCUUUCAUCUCAACCAAAAUCAGGGACUACCUGGCUUAAAGCUCUUAUGGUCUCCAUUAUGGGCAGUCAUGCUGCUCAGACUUUCAACAAUAUCAAUGAUGCCAAGGAUCAGUAUGACCUUUUGGAAGAAAAUUUUCCUCACGACUUGAUUCCAUCUCUGGAGUCACUAUGGCACUGGGAAAUUUUUUCGAACCCAUUAAGAGCAUCAGAAAACCCAAUACAAUGCCCAACUUUAAAAGGUCAACCAAGAUUACAUCAAACUCAUGUACCUUAUUCAAUGUUGUCUGAAUCGGUCAAAAACUCAGGUUGUAAGAUUGUAUACAUUACUCGAGAUCCCAAAGAUGUACUGGUGUCACUAUGGCACUUCCUCAAUGCAGCUAAGAAACCCGAGGUGCCGCCAUAUUCUAUGGAAGAUGCCUUUGAUAGUUUCCGUAAAGGAGUUCACGCCUCUGGACCUUUCCAUGAUCAUGUUCUUGGCUACUGGAAAGAAAGCUUAGCCAGGCCUGAUAAGAUACUCUUUCUGAGGUACGAGGACAUGAAAAUGAACCCCAGAGGUGAGGUGACUAAGCUGGCUUCAUUUCUUGGUCGCCCUUUUAUUAAUGAUGAUGAGGCUGAUAGGAUUAUAUCGAGAUGCAGUCUUGAAAGGCUCAAAAAUAUGCAGGUAAACAAGGAAGGAUGUACAUUCAAUGGGAUGCCUAGGAGUUCCUUCUUCAGGCGUGGUGUUGUUGGGGAUUGGAAAAAUCUCUUUACACCAGAAAUGAAGGAACGUCUCGAUGAAAUCACUCGCAAGAAAUUUCAAGGGUCUGGUUUGGAUAUAUACUAUCCUUAAUCUAAUCAAACUAGAAAGGCAUGCAACACCAAUUUCUCUUACAUACA